Messenger RNA from Rhinolophus ferrumequinum (greater horseshoe bat), 4524 nucleotides. RefSeq lists its product as uncharacterized. The transcript is spliced from 7 exons. The coding region runs from base 1 to 1185 and encodes 394 amino acids. NCBI's taxonomy places the organism in Eukaryota, Metazoa, Chordata, Mammalia, Chiroptera, Rhinolophidae. The record is from RefSeq and is a predicted model, not a curated record.
AUGGGUACAUCUACGUUUAUGAUAUUAAAUGAACUUCGAGGAAAAUGGUCAGAGAUGAAAAAAGAAUGUUCAGUUCAUUUACCUGCAAAUCGGCGGCCACUUCGGGGACUCUUUACAGAGUGGGAUCCUUUCACCGCAGAGCCCUUAGCGGGGCUGUCCUGUCUCCUGUGCUUGUCGGGGUGCCAGGUCCCCGAGGCGCACUGCAGCACAGUCUGGUCCCAAGAGCCGAGCCACCCUGAGGCCCGGGCCUGCCUGCAUGCCCCGACACCAACUCCCUGGGUGGGAUGGGGGACCCGGCGGGAAACGCUUCCUAGGGGUGGGGGUCCCGUGGGCUCUACUUACACCUUGCUUGACCCUGGGGUACUGGGGGCAGGGCGGGGGGAGAGGUUUGGCGGAACGUGUUCCCGGGGGACUCCGAACCAUCUGGAAAGAGCACGGGAUGAAAAGGUCCCCUCUCCUGCCAGUGUCCCCCUCUCUGCCAUUUUUGACCGCCACCCCAGCUUCUCUUUGAAGUUCGCCUCAAUAUCUGCCGGAGGGAGCCAGUCAGGCCUGAACUGGGCAGGGUGGCCGCCCGGGAGCCGGAGAGUGAGGACCGGCGCAGCGGGGCACAGCGGCUCGGGGACACCCGCCUCCGUCUUCUGCUUCUUGGGGCCGAGCACCCGAGGGCGCCUUUCUCCUUUUCUGGACUUGGGGACCCCGGCUUUCGCCGCCCGACUCAGCCUAAUUCUGCAAGUUUCUCUCCUCUGUUACCAGACGGCUCUUCCCUGGGGGCGUCUAUUCCCUGGGAUGCCGCCCCUUUCCCGCUUCCACUUCCGAAGCCAAGUGUGUUCCGAGAAUCUGUUUGGGACACUGAAAGCUUUGGGGACCCCGGUCUCCGAGUGCCCCCUGCGGUCGCGGCUGCCCCUCGGAAGGGUUGGAACAAGCAUGCGUUUGUGGCGGAGGUUAUUAUUUCAGGAUCCUAUCCAGGAGACCACAUUAUACGCCAAACCAUCUUUCAAAGGGGCCGUACCAUUUUGCAUUCCCACCAGUGAUGAGAAGGAGCUCCUGCUGCUCGACAUCUUUGUCAGCACUUGUCUAUCGGAAAGUAUAGCUUUCCAUGCUGAGAUCUUGAAUGCAUUGGACUGGCUGGUGAUACUGGAAACUUUAUCAGCAUUCUAUGUUUAUGUAACUUUGAUUUGGAGGUAAAGGAAGAAGUCAUUGGGGGCCAGAUCAGAUGGGGUGAGAAGGAAGGAAAUGAAUACUUUUAAAAUAUAGUAGAGAUAGGAAAAGUUAGAUACAUUGUUUUCAAAACUUGGUGGUCCUCAACAGGUUAUGUCUUGCACAAUCAAGAAAAAACAGCUGCUUUUGGUUUCACUAUAAUCAAUAUUGGUCAAUAUGACCCUUGGUGUCUCCCCCCUCCUUCCUUCUCCCACCCCCUUUGCUGUAUCCUAGGGAGUAUAUCUCAAAUGAAUAAUACUUGGAUUAGAAAAUUCCUACCCACUCCAAUAGUUUAAUGGAAGGACAGUGAACCACAUACAUUGAAAUCAGGAGGCCAGCAUAACCAACAGGAGGUAGCAGGGAAGGGCAAUGGAAGAUGUAUUGCUAUUUAAGAUUUACUGAACUCGGUAGCAUAACAUUGCUCUAAGAAAAAUGCUCUAAAAAACAUGGUGUCUGCCUUGAAGGGUUACGAUCUAAAUUAGACAGAUGAGACAAGUAGGACAGAAAGUCACCAUAAGAAAGCAUAUAUCCUCAGAGUGAAAUAUUUUUGAGGUCUAUGCAAAUUUUAAGAUCCAACAAACUUAGAGUGGAAUUCAGCUAAGAGAGAAUAAAAACAAUUGUCUUCAUUCUCCUUACAUGAAUUUUCUUCAAUACAGCACCAUAGAAAAUAUCUUUUGGUCUGAGCAAAUCUGUGUCUCCGUCCCACUCUUAGGAUGAGUUUAAGAAAAUAAAAGUUCUGUGUUAAUACACAGGACCAAAAAUAUAUUUCCUCACUAUGCCUCUCUGAAGGCAGGAACCCUGAGCCCCAGACUGAAGUGAUCAGUCUUUGUGAAAAGAGUUUAGCAGUUAAAACAACUGAGUUGCAUGUCUUUGCUCAGGAAAGAUUGGCAAUUAUGCCAAAUUAUGUCUAAUAGUUUUAGAAUGUGGAGUAGUGUUUAUUAAUGUCUGAAGGGAGGUCCUAAAUCUCCUUUUCCCCCCAAAUUCCAGUUUUGACUUUAACUGUCAUUUUAAAAGAUGAAAGAACUGGCUUCAUUAAGCAAAGGAGCCUUGAAUUUCACUUUUUAAUUUAAAACACACACACAUACUACACCUAUUUCUAUUUGACAAGACUAGUUAUCUUCCUAAGUUUUCACCUCAUUUGUUCAUGAUAUUUUAUUGGAUAUGAAAUAUGAACAUCAUUCUCUAGUUGAAGCCAAUUUUUCGUUUUUGCUAGUUAACUUGCACUGUUGGCUACUAUAUAGUUUGUUACUCUUCUUGGGCUUAUAAAUGACUAUUAAAUACUUAUGAAUUUCAUUAUUCAUUUAAAAUGUUGAAUUCCUUUUGAUGAAUAGUACACAUAAACUCUGGAAGGGGAACAAGAAGUAUGUGUACAUAAAUCACCAAACUGAAAAAACAAACAAACAAAGAAAAAAAAUAGAAUUCCUGGCCUUCUUGGCUUUCUUGUUUGUAGUUUUUCAAAUUUGCAGGUAUUUAUUUGAUGUCUGUUAUGGUAAAAUUGUAGGAAGCAGUUUAACACUGGAUCUCUACCCAGUAUGGAAAAUAAGACAAACAUAAAGUCAAAUAACAAACAAAGAUUUAAACAACUGACAAAAGCAGGAGAGGAGAUGUUAUCGGACAGUUCCUCGUCAGUUUAAGUGAGUGAACGCACGCAGCUCUGGGUUUAGAGGAGGUGAGGUGAUAUUGAGUAAGGUUAUGUUAGACGGGCUGAGGAGGAGCUGACCACCAAGUUUUAGAGGGAGUGGAAUUACAGAUGGAUAUUGAAGAGGAGGUGUGGUUUGCUGGAAGAAGAGGAGAGGAAGGGCCAAAGCUUUCAGGAAAUAAGGUCCUUAAAUUAUUGUACUAAUUUUGACACAUGAAGGGCUCUAGCACAUUUAUUGAAUAAUAGUCAACACCCUCCACUGCUCCUUAAGAAACAUCUGAUAUGUGUUCUCCUUGACGUGACCUACCCUACCCUCUGCGUGGAAAGGGACAUCGGAAAAUUGCAUUGGGAGCUCCACAGAGUUCUCCACAACUUCCUGGGAAAAGUGCACUUGUCUUCUGAACAUAGCAGUGAGGCCGACUUUGCCUGUGUGUGCGUUCCAUAUGCAUUGCUCUGGCCAGGCCCAGCUGAGGAAGAAACGCAUGUUAUGCACCAUGAGCUUUGGAUUGUACACCAAACAUCCUCUGCCAUCUUUCUACUUGGCUGUCCGGGUGUGUUUGAUGGGAUGGUACAGAAACUUAGCCAUGGUCUCCCAGCUGCCCCCAGCCUGGGCAGGGGUAUCAUAGUCCAUCCAGGUUUUACAUGAGUACCAGGAGCAGGGAGUGACAAAGCUCUUCCCUAUCUGCAUUGGAGACUUGAAACAACAGCAGCAAGUGAUUUGGCAGGAAAAGAAAUUAUGGGAGAAACACAUGCUUGUGACAAUGGAAAUAAUCCUGACGCAUAUACUACAGUAAAAAGUACAAGUCCCUGCUAUUUAUCCUCCCAUAUUAUUUCCCUCUUUGGAGGUAAUCAUUAUUAAAAGUUGAGUGUUUACUUAAAAUUAAAUAAAACACAAGUGGAAUCACAUGAUGCAUUUUUAAAAAGUUAGCAAUAUAAUUUAGCUUUCCCCCUCAGUACAUGUUGAUCUACAGCAUUCUUUAAAUGACUGCAUCAUUUUCCAUAGCUUGAUGGAACGAUGAUUUAUUUAAUGACCUUCCUAUUUGUGGGCAUGUAGGUUGUAUCCAAAGUUUUCUUACAAUGAACAUCUUGUAAUAUAUUUUUGCUCACUCAUUCAAGCAUUGGUAUGUUUAGUUCCUAAGAGUACUGAGUCAUAGGGCACGGACAUUCAAACCGUUAAUAAAUACUGCUAAAUGGAAUAAAAAACAUUGUACCAAUUUAUGGUCUCACAAAGAAUUUAUGAGAGGACCCAUUUUUUUCACAUUCUCGACAACAGGAGGUAUGACCAAUUUUUUAAAACAACUUUAGCACUCCUAUGGGGGAAAAGAGCAUAAUUUUUACUUAGAUAAUAAUUCCCUUAGAUUAAAAAUAAUUUCAAGUUAAUUGGUAAUUUAUGUUUCUUCUAGGAAUUGUCAACUUGUGGUCUUUAUAAAGCUUUUCUGCUAGGCUCUUUGUCUUAUUGUUUUAAAAUCUUUAUUCCCACAAAUUUAUUUUAUAUUCCAAGACAACUUUUGGUCUUAGGGAGUCUGAUGAACUGAAUAAGAAGGCAGUUUCCAAUGCUGACUUUUCUCUCCUGACUUCUGGAUGCACAGAAAAAGCACCGGCCCUGGGGAUCAAGAGCCUGAAGUUGUCUUCCUCCUGUUAUCAACUAAUGGUGUGACCUGUGGCAUGCCACAUAACUGUCUUUUUUU